This is a messenger RNA of Psylliodes chrysocephalus, 501 nucleotides long. NCBI's taxonomy places the organism in Eukaryota, Metazoa, Arthropoda, Insecta, Coleoptera, Chrysomelidae. The record is from the annotation of a GenBank genome assembly.
AUGUCAAACGCUGAAAAGGAAUUCGUUGUAACCAUUAGAAAUGCGGAACUGGUAGAUAUACCAGAAGUGUUUCAAAUGUUAAAGGAGCUUACAGAUUCCGAAAAAUUACCCCAAAAUCUGAUAAUAGAUCAAGUAACAUUUCAAAAAGAUUACUCUGAAAAAGCUUUUAAUUGUUUAGUAGCACAAACACCCAAUGGAUCUUUUGUUGGAUAUUCUGUUUAUUGUCAAACUUAUUCGACUUGGGAAGGCAGAAUGCUUCAUCUAAGGGAUCUCUAUGUGAGACCUCAGCAAAGGGGAAGUGGAGUAGGCAAAAAAUUAUUUACCACUACCAUGGAAAAAGGGUAUGAACUUGGUUGUAAAGUUGCCUUCUUUUUUGUGAUGCAAUGGAAUCCCGCCGUCAAAUUUUACAAAGAAUUGGGUGCUGUUAAUCUAACGGAAAAUGAGAAUUAUCACAUUUUUAAGCUGAAAUCAGAUAAUUUUAACAAAAUAUGCUCCAACUAA